Messenger RNA from Xylaria bambusicola, 501 nucleotides. RefSeq names its product Rdx family-domain-containing protein. The record is from RefSeq and is a predicted model, not a curated record. The transcript has 2 exons. Bases 1 to 501 code for a protein of 166 amino acids. NCBI's taxonomy places the organism in Eukaryota, Fungi, Ascomycota, Sordariomycetes, Xylariales, Xylariaceae.
AUGGCCGAAACUGCCUGCCCCGCAUCCACGUUGCCUCUCCCGCGUAUCACCAUCCGCUUCUGUACCCAAUGCAAGUGGAUGUUGAGAGCGGCAUACUUCGCACAAGAACUCCUAUCUACAUUUUCGACAUCCCUAGGAGAGGUUGCCCUUCAACCUGCCACGGGUGGUGUCUUUGUUGUUGAGAUACACUAUGCCGACUCCAGCGUCCAGGUAGCCAGUCCUUCAGCCUCUGGAGCUUCUGGGACGGAUAACAACCCCACAACACAUCGUCGUGUUCUCUGGGAUCGCAAGAUAGAUGGUGGGUUUCCCGAAACGAAAGAGCUCAAGCGGCGCGUGCGCGAUGUCAUUGAACCAGGCCGGAAUCUAGGACACGUCGACCGAGACUACCCAAGGCAGAGGCAGCCAGAUAAGGAAGAGAGCAAAGCAGACAAUAUCUCCCAGCCAUCAGAUUCGCAGCCUCCAUCUCAAAAGGGCCAGAAAGAGUGCGAAGACUGUCAGUAA